AUGUCCAGCAGCUGCGCCGCCACCGGGGCGGCAACGCCGGUGCUGCUCACGUUCGACAGCGGCGGCGACGACCAGAACACCUGCCCUGAGGGAUCGGCGAGCACCAGGCUGCCGGUGCCGUUGAUGGCGAGGCUCGCCGUGGCGCCGGUGAUCGGGGCUUCCCGGUUGGCGACCCAGACGACGGUCUGGGGAGCGAGGCCCAUGUACCAGAUGCCCAAGAACCUCGCCGUCGAGCUGGCCGGGGUGAAGAAGCCCAGCUGGAACACUCCGGCGGCUGAAACGAGCGUCUGGCCAUCGCUGAGGGAAGAGUUGGCGGUGAUGGUGUCAGCCGCGGAGGCGGAGGCAGGGGAGGAGAAGAAGAAAGUAACGAACAGGGGAAGCAACAGAGCUAAUGGUGGCCGCGCACCCGCGGCCAUGGCUCUCGCGACUAUUCGGCCAGCACAAGGGCAACCGACGCAGCCCAACUAUGACGAGGUAGAAUUCUACCCGUCAGCACUGCAAGUUUUUACCGGGAUGCUUCAUGCUUGUGCAAACGGCAAAUCCAUUGAACCCUCACCUGCCUCGACCGCCGCCGGCCCCGUGCGGAACGUUGGUGCGCAUCCGCUUUUGCAUUUCAACGUGCGAGGAUCCAGAAGCCAAGCUUGA
This is a messenger RNA of Miscanthus lutarioriparius, 645 nucleotides long. The record is from the annotation of a GenBank genome assembly. Lineage: Eukaryota; Viridiplantae; Streptophyta; Magnoliopsida; Poales; Poaceae.